AUGAACCCUUUUUUCAGGUGUAAUAGUAUUAUUUUGAGAUCUCUUAGUAAUUAUGCAGCUGCUUUAGAAGAUCUACCUAAUGGGAAGGGUAAACGGAAAUCUUCAAGACAACGAAGUAUGAGCUUGAGCAGUAUGGAUUCAGAGGUAGAAGAUCCAUUCACUGAUACUGUUGAUAGUGGAGGAGGCCUCAGCCUGGGCCUUGGUAUGGGCCUUCUUUUAACAGAUGGCACAUCUUGUUCUGGGGCUAGUCAUCAAACAGGCACUACAGUUGGAGGAAGACGUAGUGGGGUCUCAACCCAUUCACUGAAUGAAGCUGAUCUGCAGAAUGACUUUGCUAAAAUUCAAGCAAAGAGAGAAGCAGAAUCUCGUCUUAUGCCAGCAAGAUUACCCCUUCAGAAGUCUGUGUCUACUCCCUCUAUUAUUGCUGUCAGAGACUUGGCGAGCGCAACAGUACAAAUAGAUGGAGCUGUUGCCUCAAUACAACCCUUUGUAUGUGCACGCCUUGGCGACAGUGGUCAACGUCUGGGCACGGAAAGCGAGACAGAAGAAGAAGAACCUCGACUCCUUCCUACAAAUAGCCAGCUUUCACUUCACCAUUUGCUUGCUGAUCCUGCUUAUGACAACCAUGUAGAAAAGCGAAGGAAACGAGGAAGCUUGUUUUUCAGGAAGAAAAAGGACAAAAAGAAAGUUCCUCAUCAGUGGGUUUCAGUUUGCUAUGUUGCACCUCACACUUGUGAUUGGUGUGCAAAGUCUCUUACCAACAAACCAGCCUUUUCAUGUGAAAAUUGUUCUUCAACUGUUCAUCAAACUUCUUGCAAAGAUCAUGUUCAAGAUUGCAAGGGAAAGAACGCAAAGAAUUCAUCCAAGUCCAGUGGGAAUAUUUUGGGCCAUGCACCGACUAAUAAACAUCCGCAUGAGAAGAAAAAGAGUUUAACAAGUGUGUCUCUAACUUCAAAUUCAUCUAGCAGGAGGACUACGUUGUGCUACUCCCCUUGGAGGAGGGUAGCUGCCAAGUUGGGAGUUAACCAAAUUAUUAAUGAAGAAAAAGAUGCUGAUGGGUCUCAUAUCCAUGAUGCUGUCAAUUAUUCUGAUGAAGUACCCCUAGUGCAAUAUGAGUUUCUUGAUGAAAGCCCUGUUACUGCAAGUGAUCUUGAAUUAGAUCCAGUUCAUGGAUUGCAGGCAGAGGACCCAGAUUCUUGGACACCCACUGUUAGCAAAGAGGUUACCAAGAAAUUGAAAGAGAAGGAAGUAAAACGACAAGAACAUAUGUAUGAAUUCAUCCUGACAGAAAAACACCAUUGUUUAACAUUACGAGUGAUGCAGAAGGUUUUUGUUGAAGGCCUACAGAGGCAUUUUCAACUGGGUCCUAAUUUGGGGAGAAUGUUUCCUCGACUUGCUGAUCUGACAGAAAUCCACCUGGAAUUCCUUGCAAAACUUAGGGAAAAACAAAGAGCUUCUCCUGUCAUUGAUACCCUUAGUGAUAUAUUACUUGAGCAGUUCUCUGGGGAAGGAGCAGCACGGCUAAAAGCUUGUUAUGGGGAAUUUUGUUCAAGACACCGUGAUGCAGUCAACAUGUACAAAUAUUACCUGCAACAUGAUAGAAGAUUUGGGGAAUUUGUUAAGCACUGUCAGGGAAACCCAUUAUUAAAAAAGAAGGGCAUACCAGAAUGUAUUUUAUUUGUUACUCAACGGUUGACAAAGUAUCCUCUUCUCAUUGAACCCUUAAUUAAGACGAGUAAGGAUAACAAAAUAGAACAGGAAAAGCUUCUACGAGCAUUGGCACUUGUAAAAGAAAUACUAGUUGAAGUUGAUGCUCAGGUGGCUGAAAAAGAAAAAGAAGAUAGGAAACUUGAAAUUUACCAUAAAAUUGACCCAAAAUCAUUUACAUUACAUCGAGGUCAUAAAUUUAAGAAGUCUGACAUUCUUGCUGAUAAUCGUAAAUUAAGAUUUGAAGGGGUUGCAAUGCUGAUGCAAGGGCGAGGAAAAAUGCAAGUGGUUCUUGUUAUUGUCCUGUCCGAUGUACUCUUUUUCCUUUUGGAGAACAAUCAUAAAUAUUCAUUCUUUACACCAGAUAAUAAAGCUGGUGUGAUCUCUCUUCAGAAACUGUUGGUAAGAGAAAAAGCAGGACAAGAAUCUAGAGGAAUCUACCUCAUAUCAUCUAACCCAGCUGAUCCAGAAAUGUUUGAACUCAAAGUUCACAAGCCUAAGGACAAACAAGUUUGGAUCCAGGCUGUUAGAUCAGCUGUCCAGUGUUGUCCUGAAGAUGAGGAAGAUGGCACGACUCUUAGUCAGGAAGAAAAGCAAAAGCUUUUUGAUGCAAAACAAGCUCAAAUUAGACAAAUUGUCGGCUCUCCCCUUGGGGAAUCUGAAGUCCAAGGUAUUUUAAGGCAGAAAGAUGUUGAACAAGCGUUGAUUUUGGAGGAAAAAAUGGCACUUCAACAGCAGCUGGCAGGUAUCUCCUCCAUCAACAAUGCCGUUGAUUCACCAUCGUACUGUCAUCUUGUCUCCGAAGACAUGGACUCUGCACGCAUGUGGCAAGAAGUCCUUAAAGCUUUAAGGGAGGUCAAUCAACUAGCAAGUUCUCUGUAUGCUUCAGGAACUAAUCUAUCUCGAAGUGUUAGUUCUGUUGGGGAACAUCAGAGCUCUGCUUAUGUAUCUCCCACUGUACCUAAACGUGCAGAGACUUUUGGAGGUUUUGACAAUGCUAACAAAGAACAAGGGCCAGGGACAAUUUGUAAAGUUUUGAAGAAACCUCAACAAGCUCAACCACAAGUUGCUGUGCAUGGACACAGCCGCGAACCAUCAACUUCUUCUAGUCCAACUCUGACACCAGAUUCUGAAGCUGGUCGCUCUUCAAGACCAUCUUUGCACUCUGUUGAGGCACCUUUGAGAAGUGCUAUUAUGGCAACAGUUCCCUCUGGUAUGCUUAUUGCUUCCACUGAAGCUCUACCAACUGCUCAAAUUGCUGCCCCAGCUCAUGCUGAAGUUCCCAGUCUCGUCACUCUUGGUCAAGAACAACAAAUGGUUGCACUGCAAUUGUCACACCAUGUCUAUACUCUAAGUAGCAUUAUAUCACAACAAAUGACUAGUAUUGACAACCUACAGGCACAGUUGGCAGCAUAUCGAACCCAGUUGUCAAAUGAAAGUGAAAGCAAACAAAAGCCAGCUUAUAGGCAAGCCCAUCAACUCGAAGAACUGCGAAAUUUACAAGAUCGUCUCACACAGGAAAAGGAGGUUUGGGCAAGAGAACGUGAAGAGCAGGAGAAAGAACUGAAUGAACGUAAAGCUGAUCUUCAGAGAUUACAAGAUCAAGUUCGAUCUGAGCAAACAGAUGUGAGGCAGCAAAGAGAACAGCUUUUCCGCAAGCUUGAAAUGCUCACAAGUCAGGGCAUUCUUAUCAGCCCAAAUAUGCCUGUUGUGACUACUCCUGGAAGCAGCCUGCCUGGCAAUGAGUUAAAUGAUGCUUCUUCUCAUGAAGUAGACACGGCUUCUUCUUUGAUAAAUGUAACUACUAGUCAACAAACCACUCCUUCUCCACCCAUUCGUAAAGUGGAAACAACUAAAUGGAAAGGUCCAAUCAAUAAGCCAGCAGCUGUGCCUCUUAAUUUGAUAAGUGCAGCAAACCAACAGAAGGUUGCUCAAAGUGUGCAAGUAAAGCAGCAAUUGCCUUUGAAACUUUCAAAGCUGAGCAGUGGAGGCUUGAACAGCGGAGGAGUUGGAGGCAAUAGUGCAAGUGGAGGAAUUCAACAAAUGUUGCCUCUAAAGUUGAGCCAAGGAAGUGCUGACUCAAGAAGGAGCAUGGGCAGCCUCAGUAACAGUGGAACUGGAAGUGGUACCUCGGGUCAGUGAAAGGGUGCGGUCACUCAAAUUGUCCGCAUGCAACUGCAUCCUGUUAGAAUGAGAAUCUUCAUGGUUCUCAUCCCUAAUCAAGCUAAAAACAUAGCAUGGUGCUGCACUUUGUAGUUAAAGUUUCAUGUUUCUCUAAUUAGAUUUAUAUAGAGAGCCCUUACAACCACACGUCUGCACAUUCAAUUGCAUGCUUUUUGAGUCCCACCUGCUUCAUGUAGAAUAAGCCAUUAAUUUAAUCUCUACCAAUAAUAGAAACCAGAAUAAUAUUCUGAAACAUUUUGCAUGUGCCCACAGUCACUACCCACAUCCCGUUUAGUUACUCCC
This is a messenger RNA of Frankliniella occidentalis (western flower thrips), 4173 nucleotides long. RefSeq names its product rho guanine nucleotide exchange factor 18. Gene Ontology annotation, biological process: regulation of Rho protein signal transduction. The record is from RefSeq and is a predicted model, not a curated record. Lineage: Eukaryota; Metazoa; Arthropoda; Insecta; Thysanoptera; Thripidae. The transcript has 25 exons. The coding region runs from base 1 to 3849 and encodes 1282 amino acids. Gene Ontology annotation, molecular function: guanyl-nucleotide exchange factor activity.